Phyllostomus discolor (pale spear-nosed bat) is the source of this 5093-nucleotide messenger RNA. It is a transcript of the gene SPATA31G1, whose product is annotated as chromosome 3 C9orf131 homolog. The coding region runs from base 371 to 4054 and encodes 1227 amino acids. NCBI's taxonomy places the organism in Eukaryota, Metazoa, Chordata, Mammalia, Chiroptera, Phyllostomidae. The transcript has 2 exons. The record is from RefSeq and is a predicted model, not a curated record.
UUCUCAAAAAAACCCUAUGUGGUAAUAAAUAAUAUUAUUCUCAUUUACAGAUGAAAAAGCUGAGGCACUGAAAGAGAUUAAAUUUGACUAAGAUUUUACAAGUAGAAAGUGGCAGAGCUGGUGUUCGAAUCAGGCAGUUUUGAUACUAGAAUCCAUGUCCUUAUCCACAAUGCCUGAAACAUAAUUCUGACCUUGGCAAUCAAGACAAAAGGGGAUCACCCACAUUUCACUGUGUAAGUAUGAAUUGUCUUGUGGUGGCAAUUUUGACCCUAAAUUCAGGGAGAAGGCUGUUAGGCAUGUGAGGCAUGGGAGUUCUUUGUUCUGUGAUGCAGUGAUGACAUCAGGAUAAACUGCCACUAGGUGGAGGAAGAUGGACUGGCUGCUAGGGGGCAUCCUUAGGGCGGAGGCUGUCAAGGGGCUUCUCUGGAGCCAGCUGACCCACACCCUGGCCUGCAGACACUGUGGCAGCAGCUGCCUCCAGAGUACAGGGAAUUUAGUGACACUAUUCCUGUUCGUGAUUUGGCAGAUCCGGAGGUGGUGGCAGCUUGGGAGCUUGAGACAUCUUUGGCUCUGGCACUCUGGGGACAUGAAGCAAGGCAAGGGCCUACUACUUCUGUACCGUGUGGCUUUCCUUUGUCAUCUGUGGAGGCAGAAGUCAGAGGAAGAGGAAGAAGAAGAGGGAGAAGAGGAAAAAGAAGAGGUGAUAUUCCUGGAUCCAUUGAAGCCAUGUUCUCUUCCCAAAGAAGUUCCUAUUGAAAAGCAAGCUACCACAGCCCCACCCCAACCAUCCUGUGAUUCUGAGAGCCAACACAAGAUCAUAGGGACACCAGAGCUAGUACUCAUGCAGACCCCAAGCCCUUCCAGAUCAUUCCCCACCUUUCAGAUCCUGACCAACUUGCCCGUGAGGCGUAAGGCAGCAUCAGGGAGUCGUCUACAGCAGAGAAAAAGCCAGCUCUUCUGGGGACUCCCUUCUCUGCACAGUGAGUCCUUAGAGGCCAUCAUCCUGAGCUCAGGUGGCCCCUUUCCCCUGAAGUUACCUGUUGGUCCUUCUGUCUGGUUCAACAAGCUUUCCUUCCUGCAUAGGUCCAACCUGCUGUCUUCCCAAUAUUGCUCCCCAACCCCACUUCCUAUCCAUAAAGUGCACACUACAAAAGACCUGGAAGAGUUGGCCCCCGAUCCUCAGCAACUUCCCCCUCCAUCUUCCCCUUCUGUUCUACCACCACCCCUCCGUUUUGAGUCCUUUCCCAUAGACCAUACAGGAUUCCAUUCUGGUGUUCAGGCACCUACACAGUGGCUUAUGUGGCAGAGAGCGGUUCCUUGGGUCUCUGAGGAUCAAGCCCUGCAUCCACAUCCUGAACUCCAAAGAACAAGACCCUCCAAGUUUUUCCCCUCAUCUGAGCUGUGGUGGGGGAUGCCAUGGGAUCCUGGCCUCCCACAACACAUUCCAGAUUUACUCUCUGCCUCUCUGCUGUAUCCCUCUAACCUUCUGGGAGUCCUGACUAGGUUCGAGUCCCCGCGGAGAACCAUGGUGCAAAAUGAGGACUCCAAAGCCUCUGAGCCAGCAGUGCCAGUUCCCAGCCCAACCCCAGCCUCUCUGCCAGAACUCCAGGGGGUUAGCCCUAGAGGAGGCCUGUAUGGAUCUGAUGACCUCCGGAAAACCACAAGGCAAAGAGAGAAUCCGCAGAUCUCUGAGCCUCCAGUCCUGGUCCCUUACCAAUCUGCAGCUCCCAUAACAGAGCCUCAAGAAACUAGACCCCUGGGAGUUCCACCUGGAUGUGAGACUCAGUGGAGAACCACUGGACAUAGAAAGAGUCUGAAAGCCUCUGAGCCCCCAAUGCCAGCCUCUUACCAAGCCCCGGAUUCUUUGUCAAAAUCCCAGAAAGUCAGCUCUGAAGGAGAACCUUCUAUACCUAAGGACUUCUUGGGAACCAUGGGGCACAAACAGAAGCCUCAGGCCUCUGGGUCUCCAAUGCCAGCCCCCUGUCCUCCCUCAGACUCCCUGCCAGAACUCCAGAGAGGCGGUCCUCUGGGAGAUCCGCCUGGAUACAAGUGCCUCUGGGAAUGCAGAGAAAACUCAGAAAACCCACAGGCCUUUGAGCCCCCAGCCUUGUACCUCAAUCCAGGGUUCUAUGGAAUCAGCCCUAAAUGUGUCCCAUCAAGAUCUGAGACUCUAAGGAAAGGCACACAAAAUAGAGAAAAUCUUAGGGUCUCUGCAGGCUCAAUUUUACCUGCCAGUCUUCCCUCAGCCUGUCUGAUAGAGUCUCUAGGAAUGGCACCCCAGGGAGUCCUGUCUAAGCCCAAGGCUUUGUGGGAGACCACAGGGCGAAUAGAGAACCUCUGGACCUCUGAGUCUAUAGCCCCUGACUAUGGUCAGUCUCUAGCUCCCAUUCCUGAGCCUCACAGAAUCAGUUCUGUGGGAAGCCCCAUUAGAUCAGAAACUGCAUGGAAGGUCACUGAACAUCCCAGGAAUUCCUGGGCUUCUGAGCCCCCAUCUCUGGCCCUCGGCCCAUAUCCAGCUCUCACACUAGAACCCCUCAGAGUUAGCCCCAUGGGGGUCCUGUCUGAUUCUGAGGCUAGCUAUGGGGAAUCACAAAGGAGAAAGAACUCCUGGUCCUCUGAGCUCCCAGCCCCCAGCUUACCCCAACAGCCACAUGGAGCUAGACCCUUGGGAGUCUUUCCUGACUCUGAACCUGUUGAGGGGUACAUGAAGCAGAAAAUCUGUUGUGCUGCUCCUGUGCCUCCAUUCCGGGGCCCCAGCCCACCUCCAAAUUCUAUGUCAAAGUCUCACUCAAGUGAGCCUAUUGGAGGCCAAGGCAACUGUAAGAUUGAGGAGGAGGCAGUGGAGCAGAGAGAGAACAGCUGGGCCACUGAGCUCCCAGCCCCAACUCCUAACACACUCUCUGCUCAAGUACCAGAUCCACACAUGGCCCUUAAGUUUGUGAGGAGGAAUGUGCGACAAAGAGAGAUCCCCCAGGGUCCCAGCCCUCCAGCAGCAGAUCCCCUGCAGCCAAUACCCUGGCCUCCCACCCUAGCUGAAGCUCUGAAGACUGAGCCCAACCAGCCUGGCCCACCCAAAGAAGAGCUGUUCCCAGGAGUUAAGGGAGAGGUCCCACCCUCCCAGGGAGAGGCUGUCCCAAAGGCAUCCAUGCACUCUGGGAUCCAGGUCUGGCACUGGAGUAGAGAAUUAGAACUCGGGCUGAAGAAAUUGCAGCUGAGCCCUGCUUCCAGAUCCCCUGGCCCGAGUCAAUCAUUUGUCAGCUCCUCUGCCCUGAGCUCCACAACUCCAGGCACUUGGAGACUCUCUUCCCACCCCUCACGACAGACUCAUCACCCCAACCUGUGUCCCUACUCUUCAAGCUGUCAUCCCCCAAAAGCAGAAAGCACAGUAACUCAGCCUGUCCACUGUUAUCACUCCCACUCCUUUUCCCAUCCUCAGCCACAUGGGUCUGGUAGGGCAAAACAAAGGUCUCAGAGGGAGGAAAGAGUGAGGGCAAAGAUGGUGGCCCAGAUCUCACCUCAGGGACCACAUGUUCACACGGAGGCUAAUGAAAACUGCCCAGGCUUGAGAGAGGCCUUAUACCCUGAGGUUCUAGUCUCAGGUAAUAGGCAAGACAAAGCUUCAGCACAAUUUUCAGCCAGAGAGACAGACAGACCCAGGAAAUCCAAAGCAGGAGACCACAGAGGAGGGGAUGCAAGAUUGGGGUCAUCCACAGUCAUGGGGAAGAGCCACCCAGUCCAGGCUGGAAGACCAGUGGAGGCCCCUGUAAACCGACUUUUCCAAAGGAACCAGAGCUCUCUCCACACUGCUCUUCCCCGGCAGCUUUACUCCAUGCCUACAGGUCCCCAAGAUAAGCGAGAGGCAGAACUGAGAGCUGGUUAUAUCCUGAUCCCUCAUCACUGUAUGUACUGCCCCUGGGCCCACAUGGAGAAACACUUCUCUUCCCCUACACCUCAGGCUCCCCUUACCAGGGGUCUUCGAAAGGUGCUAGCCAAGUGUCUAAGUAGCCGUGGGCCAGGCCCACCAAAUCCAGUCAGCACGAGGAACAGCUGGUAGUACUGGCACCUGAGGGCUGGAGAAGCAAGCAGAGGAAACCCUAAUAAACUAGCUGAACUAGACAAAUCCCACUCGUGUCUUCUUUGGAGCCUGGCGUACUGAGAAUGUCAGUUCCCUAUUAACUUCUGCAGCAGCUAUAUUCCCUCAGAAUCAGGCAGGUCCCUAAAGAGCUCAGGAUUCUGCAGGCUUGAAUUUCUUUUCAAGCCCUUCACAGAUGAUCCAUCUUGGGUCCACACAUUCCUUUCUACAGGUGAGGCUGAAAGGCCACAGGAGCACAGUCCAGUGCUGCCCUUGAGAAAAACUUCACAGCAAGUGAACAGAAGAAAAAUACAUCUAUUUACAUGAGCACAAUCAGUCUGGGUCUAGGCAGACCCAGUGUAUGCCUGGGUAUGGUCCCCUUCUUUACCCACUUGACCCACAAGUUCUUCACAUAUCUUGCUGUUUCUUCUCAGCCCUCUGCUCUUUCCUCUCCCUCGGUCAGCUCAGCAACUAUUUAUUCCCAAGGCUACAGAAACAAGUGCCUUUCCAUGUUUAGUGGCCAUCUGGACUUCUUCUAGAUUUGCCUGUUCAUACCUUUACCCCCUAUUUGUUGGAUAUUGUAUUAGUUUUCUACUACUGCCAUAUAACAAAUUACCACAAAAUAACAAAUUUACUUUGUCAGAAAAAUAAAAUCAAGAGGUUGACAGGACUGCAUUCUUUUCUGUAAGCACAGGGUAGGGGUCAUUCUUUGUCCUUCCUGCCUUCUAGAGGCUGCCCACAUUCCUCGGCUGCUAGCCCUCUUACUCCAUCUUCAAAGUUAGAAAAGUCUUCCCUCUUCCACUUUUAAAAACACUUGCACCCUUCGCUGGUGUGACUCAGUGGAUUGAGUGAUGGCCUGUGAACCAAAUCACAGUUUCAAGUCCCAGUCAGGGCACAUGCCUGGGUUGCAGGCCAGGUUCCCCACUGGGGGGCGUGUGAGAGGCAACCAAUUCAUGUGAUCUCUUGCACAAUGAUGCUUCACUCUCUUUCUCCCUCUUUUUCCCCUCUCUAAAAAGUAAAU